Molecule: messenger RNA, 4790 nt
Organism: Toxotes jaculatrix (banded archerfish)
Lineage: Eukaryota; Metazoa; Chordata; Actinopteri; Toxotidae
Product: DNA-binding protein SATB2-like
Exons: 12
Coding region: 272-2776 (834 amino acids)
Biological process (GO): regulation of transcription by RNA polymerase II; chromatin remodeling
Molecular function (GO): RNA polymerase II cis-regulatory region sequence-specific DNA binding; DNA-binding transcription factor activity, RNA polymerase II-specific
Source: RefSeq, a predicted model, not a curated record
UUUAUAUCUCCCUGCCUGGUCUCCUCAUCUGGUGUUUUCUUUUUUUCUUUUUGUUUUGUUUUGUUUUGUUUUAUUUUGUUCUGUUUACCCAGGGAAACAUUGGAAAACUCAUAUUCUCUCAGGCUGGAUUCACUCAUUUUCACCAAUGGAUGGAGUUUAUUCCCCAGCAAGUACAGUGACUUCUUAAAAAGUGAGUGAGCAUUUACUGAAAAGUUCUUCACCUCCAGCUUCACACAUUGUGCUGGGUGCUCCUCCUGAAGUAUUCAUCGGCAUGGAGCAGCGUGGAGGUGCGGGAGGGGGGACAGAGAACCCCGGCCUUCAGGACCGCGCCAGCCCCGAGGAGAGAGGGGAGAGCCCUGCCUCCAGCGGCCCCCCGCCGUGCAAGCUGGGCCGUCUGGAGGUCAACGGCAGCCCAGCAAACCCACAAACCCGACAGAACGGCACACCGCUGAGACCACUGGGAGGUUUGAUGAUCCCGGUCUACUGUGUGGUCGAGCACGCAGACGUGGGCGUGGCUGGCGACUGCGAGGGGCGCGGCGACCGCCACGCUGAGUUUGUGCUGGUUCGUAAGGACGUCCUCUUCACACAGCUGGUGGAGACGGCACUGGUCGCUCUGGGAUACUCGCACAGCUCAGCUGUACAGGCGCGUGGCAUCAUUAAAGUGGGCCGGUGGAAGCCGAUGCCCAUCCACUACCUAACAGACGCACCAGAGGCAACAGUGGCUGACAUGCUGCUGGAUGUUUACCACAUGGUCACACUGCGGAUCCUGCUGCACAGCUUUGCCCGGCUGGAGGAGCUGCCAUCGGAGCAGUGGACCCACGCCACGGUGAGGAACGCCCUCAAAGAGCUGCUCCGAGAGACCAACCAGAGCGCUCUGGCUAAGGAGUGUCCUCUCUCCCAGAGUAUGAUCUCAGCCAUAGUGAACAGCUCCUACUACGCCAACGUCUCCACCUCAAAAUGCCAAGAGUUUGGACGCUGGUAUAAGAGGUACAAACGCAUCAAAGGUGAAUACAUUGAGAAGAUGUGUUCAGCGCAGGACAAAUCUGAUAUUAAAGUGGAGAGGGAUUUGGACCUGAGCGUCAUCAGCCAGCGCCCUCCCUCUCUCUUGCCCUCUCCCACCCAUUUGGGCGCCAUUGCCGGAGCUCUUCCCAUCAAGAGUGGCCUCGGGGACGCCCAGACCCCAGCCCAGCCUCACUGUCUGCCCCACCCCGCCGGCCAGCACCACCCCAGCCCUCCACUGCGUCCCCAGGCUCCGCCUCUCCUGGGCCACAGCGGCCUCCUGUCCCCCCAGCUCUCCCCUCAGCUCGUCCGUCAGCAGCUCGCCAUGGCCCACCUCAUCAACCAGCAGCUGGCUGUCAGCCGCCUACUCGCCCACCAGCACCCACAGGGAGUCAACCAGCAGUUCCUCAACCACCCGCCCAUCUCAAGGACGUGCAAGGGCUCCGGCGCCGCCUCCGAGCCCGGCCUCAACUGCUCGGGGGCCGAAGUCUCCUCUGACAUUUACCAGCAGGUCAGGAACGAGCUGAAGAGGGCCAGUGUUUCCCAGGCAGUGUUUGCCCGCGUGGCUUUUAACCGCACACAGGGCUUGCUGUCCGAGAUCCUUCGUAAGGAGGAGGAUCCUCGCUCUGCCUCUCAGUCGCUGCUGGUCAACCUGAAGGCCAUGCAGAACUUCCUCAACCUGCCAGAGGGCGAGCGAGACCGCAUCUACCAGGAGGAGAGAGAGAGGAGCACCAACACCAACCACAACCACUCCACCAACCACAUCUCCAACUCCAACACACACAGACACACACAGACAAAGUGCGGCGUGCCAAGUGCGGAGCUGCCGCUGAAGCUCGACUCGCUGGUGAACAUCACGUCGGGGAUCUACGAGGAGAUCCAGCAGGAGAUGAAGAGGGCGAAGGUCUCCCAGGCUCUGUUCGCUAAGGUGGCCGCCAAUAAAAGUCAGGGUUGGCUUUGUGAGCUGCUCAGAUGGAAAGAGAGCCCGAGUCCUGAUAACCGCACGCUGUGGGAGAACCUGUGCACGAUCAGGAGGUUCCUGGCGUUACCUCAGGCAGACCGAGACCAGGUCUACGAAGAAGAGUCGAGGCAGCAGCACAGCGACAGGCUCCACACCGUCCUCCACAUCCCAGACCAGCAGGCCCUCCACAGACAGCCCCUGCCACCUCUGACAUCCCCAUCUCCAAUUCAUGAAGACCCGCAGCCUGUCCCGCUGCCGGUGUUGCAUGGCUCAGAGGACGGGCCCCAGCGUGGGAUGAGUCCUGGCCUUGGCGGCGGUGGACCAAAGAAAGCCCGUUCGCGGACACGGAUUUCCCUGGAGGCCCUGGGAAUCCUGCAGAGCUUCAUUGGCGACGUGGGCCUCUACCCCGACCAGGAGGCCAUCCACACUCUGUCAGCUCAGCUGGACCUGCCCAAACACACCAUUGUCAAGUUCUUCCAGAACCAGCGCUACAAUGUCAAGCACCACAACCAAGCCAGAGAGUGCGUCCCCGAGGAGGACGACAGGGAGAGCUCGAGUCCCAGCGAGGGAGGCAUCGGCGCGAUGGAGAGCCGAGGGGAGGAGGGGUUCUCUGCCUCUGAGGAGUCAAGUGAGGACGGGAGAGGAUCAGUGGAGGUGUUCAGAACAGAGGGAGGAGACAAAGGAGAGGAAAGAGAGGUGGAAAUGGAAGUAGAGAAGGAAGAAGUGGAUGAUGGGAAAGCCUCAGGGCCAGCAACUUCCUCCCUGUCCCCCUACAGCAGCCUGGACAGCCCCCACUCUGCAGAGCAGCAGAGAUAACAGCAGAGAAACAAGACAGAGAGAGACACAUUCGAUGGAGACAGAGGACACCAUCAAACUGUGAAGACCACACACACAGAGGACCUGUGAAUAAACACACACACACACUUUGAUCACCUUUACCAGAGCUGAUGAUCAGAGCUCCUGAAUAUCUGAACAACUGUGGAAAAAUAACGAUGUAAGAUUUGACUGAAAAGGGAUCUGUAGGUACAACCACUACCAUCAGACACCAGUAUUAUCGCUUUGACGCUGCCUGUAAGACAGAAUCUUUGGAUGAUUUUAAACACGUUCCCUCCUAAAGUUUCAGUGUUUCACAGAGCUGAGGAUGGAAAAAGCAUUUCAAACAGCAUUAGAUCAUCACUCCACUCCACUGAAACCCACAUCACCCAUCAACACUGUAGAAUCUAUGAGUUUGUCCUUUGUUUUAAAUCGAUACUCCACAAACCAAAUACCUAAAUACACAGCGUCCUUUGCAUUUAGCUAUACAGGGUUUUUUUUUAAUUUAAAGAUACAGAAACAUACUGAUUUUAGGCAGAGACAGAGAAGUGGGUUAUGCUACAGAAUUGAUUUGAGAAGUUAAGAUAGUUUGUUUCCAUCCUAAAAGGCUUCAGCCAUCUUUAAAACUCUACUGUUUAUUAUAAUGUUUAAAGAUUUAAGGUUUGAUGCUAAAAAGAUUUUGACCAGAAACACUGUAAGUUUGGGCCUCGGUCUCUUCACAUAGACACAGACAGAGAGUCUCAGGCUCCUUGAUGUGACAUUAAAUGAACAAAGCUGGAUCUGUUUGGAGUCUAAUCCUAACCACAUUAAAAUCCUCCCAGAUCUGAUCUGAUAUUCAAAAAUCAAUCAAUCAAUAAAUAAAAACACGUCGAGCUGCAGCCAGAGAUGAACUGUUUGUCUUCUUGUUACGUUGAUGUCAUUAUAUUGGGACCAAGGAUUAAAAAAACGUACUGACACUGAGCAGAGGUACCUCAUGUGAAGGGCAUUCACCUUUGGGAAAUGGAGACAUGCAGGACAAUAACAAUAGAACGUCCAUUCAAAAUGAAGCCAAUUUUCUAUUGUUUUUUUUUUUUUUUAAUAUGUAAUUUAUUGUCCUUCCCAUGAUGCUUUAAGAGGUCCCUACAUCGACUGAGCUUUAUGUGACUCUCAAGCUUUUACUGGCUUGUUUUUAAACCCGACUGAUCAGUUUUCCAGUGGAAGUUCAUGUACGUCUUAAUGUAAAUGUUGACAAUCCACCUGAAAAAGUGAGUCUGUCAUCAUAUGUGGGAUGCAACCACUGUCACUUUACACUGUUUUGUGUAUUUUGUGCCACAAAGGAACAGGGUAUGAAAACGGAUGACUGAGUUUGACAAUCACCUCUGUCCUGGACGGAGCACACGCGGUCUCUGAUUUGUUCCACUUUGAUGUUUGUUUGAUUCUGUUGUGGGAAGGACAUGAAAAUCUGAUAAAACUUUUCCAAAGUAUUCUGUGUGUGGAACGUUUUACCCUCUUUGCCUUUUGAAAACCUCUGAAAGCCUGAAGCAGCACUGCACACCAGGUUAUAACUGUGCAGAUAUAAGAGAAAAGCUAAAUGUCAUCAUGUAUAAGUAGGAAACAGAAUAGUUGUCAUUCCACUCUGGGUCUUUAGCCUUCACAUACCUAACCUCUGACCACAAACACUAUAAAGAGAACAAAUGUAAAAUGCAUAGUCCUCCACAACCAAACCACAGACACAGGAAUAUAAAAACAGCAGCAACAGCAAAGUGUACACUUAUAAUUAGAUGGGUGGGGGGCACAGUCUUUUUAAACCCCUUAUACAAAACAUAUUGUAACUCCUGUGCAGUGUGUAUGAGAUUAAAAAAAAAAUCUAUAUAUAUAUGACAUAGUUUUCGUAAAUUGAUCUGAUCAGGACAGAUAAUUAUAAUCAGUCCCAGCAGACACCCAGUGCGGUUUGAUCGAUUGUGUAAUAAAUUUGUGAUCAAACCGCCUCAUCCCCAUCGUGCACUGUGUAAAGGUAUCUGCUGCUAAACGUGCAGAG